UAUAAGGCAAAAUACGAAAUUUGGCGAAAUCAGCUGUAUAGUUCUGAGAAAGUGAAUUUUAAGAAAGUUGAAUGUUAAAAAGUAAUUUUUUGUUUGUUUUUGUAUUAGUGUAUAAAUAUUUUAAGUCAAGUUUUAAACUUAAAAUUUCGAAAAACAGGACAUAAACAGAGGGACGUAUUUUUAAUUGUUCACUUUUCAACAACCAUUAUAUAAAUUUAAGGUAUACAUUUCGAACCAUGAAUAUUGCAUUUCAUGCGUGAAAAUAACUUUACUCAUUAUGUUCUGUUUUUCUUUCCGAAGCAAUGCAAUUAUUUAAAAAUUUUCAUUGUAUAAUAGUAUUGUUUCGUCAUAAAACUUAGAGUACUCAUAAUUGAUCAUAAAACUUAUAACACAAGCCAGUUCUCAAUAAAAGGCAUUUUUAUUACCAGUCUGUUACACGUGUCAUUCUCUUUAAAUUUUAUUAGAUGAAACGUGAUAGCACAAAAACUUGACACUUAAACUGUUUCUUUUUCAUUAACCAUUAUUUUAUAACAAUCAGACUUACUUAAAGCAAAAUUAUAUUUAGCUUAAAUACACAAUGAUGAAAAUGUUGUGAAAUCUUAUGAAGAGAAUCAUUCUAUAUGCAAUGGAAAUAUGUAAUAUACUGAAAUGUCAAUGUGAAAAUAUGUUCCAGGUAAUGCUCUGUUCUAUAGAAUUUAUUCAAGAUAACAGGUGUAAAGAACCCAGGAAGUCAUCUAGAAUUUAAGUUUCAAUGGCAUUUAUUUCCUUGCGUAAUCGCAAUCAAUGUGCACUGUUACUUCUGUUUUGCUUGGCAAUAUACUUCCUAUUCAGUUGGUUUAUAAUAGGAAAAAGUUCACAAAUUUUAAAUGAUGCAACGGACAUUAAGAGGAGAUCGGACAUCCAAAAUAUACACAACAUAGAACAAAUACACAUAGAGGAUGAAGCAUUUAUUCACAAAGAUCAGUUAUUAAUUACAUUAAAUUAUGAAACGAGCCUUGCAAACUUCAAUAAAUAUGAUAAUUUUAUUUCUAAGCGCAAUAAACAGCCUUUCAUGCGCGCAAGAAUUGACCCGAAAAAAGCGUUUAAUGGUAUUGAUGGUUUGCUAGCAUCGCAGAAGCGCGUAAGCACAGUCUCACCUACGCAUCAUCCACAAAUUGAAAUGAAGCCAGACAACAUAGAAGAAGACGUUUAUUUGAAAACAGGGCUUAAUACAGUGUCUCCAACAUAUUCACCAGACCUCGAAUUGCAGCCAGACAAUAUAGAAUCAGCUGUUUCUCUAAAAACUCCAUCGUUGUCGGAAGAACAAUUAAACUCUGACGAUAUAUCAGAAUUCAAUACAAAAAACCAAUAUAAUUCUACAGAAAAUUUAACACGUCACUUUAUCGCCACUAAUCAUACCAAAAAUCCUGCUUUUAUAAUAGACACUAUGGGUUGCAGAAUACCAAAACUGGAUCCAUGGGAUCCAACUAUAGUUCAGUUUAUUGAGCUUCUUGAUCCAUUAAUAUGCUCCAAUCGCCCUUCAUUCAUGACUCCUGAACCAAACGGGGUCGUUCAUUUAAAUGAGUCAGUGCUACAAAAAUACUACAAUUCCGCACCAGGUGAUAUGGAAUGUUUAUAUCAAGAAGUACGACUUAAUUCUACAACAUCUAUGAUUAGAGAAGACACAAUCUAUUUGAUGAACCAAAAGCCAUUAGUAUUCAAUACACCUAUUGAUGCAGAACAUAUUGCUGCUAUAUGUUAUUUUAAUAACAGCAAUACUCAUGAGCAGUACAUGCCUCUCACAAGACUCAAAGCGAAAGUGGAAGAAAAAAAAUCUAAACUUAUACCUUCUUCCCAUCUAAAUGUCAUUCUCUACGGUAUUGAUUCCAUUUCUAAACUAAAUUUCUUCAGACAUUUUAGACAGACAAAAGCUUUUCUAAAAGACAAAAUGAACAUAUUUGACAUGAAAGGUUACACAAAAGUGGCUGAUAACACAUUCCCUAACUUGGUACCAAUGCUCACCGGUUAUUUUGUUGACUACUUCUGGAAUGAAUCUAUUGCAGACACAUUCUUUUUUGACAACAUGAAUUUGAUUUGGAAGGAUUAUUCCCGACAAGGGUACAGAACAUUUUUUGCUGAAGAUGCUCCCUUUAAUGGGAUCUUCAAUUACUAUAAAAGAGGAUUUCUUGAGCAGCCUACAGAUUAUUAUUAUAGACCACUAGCUCUGAUGAUAGAAAAGUCUGUAGUAAGACACGAAGCUAAAAAAUAUAACUCAACAUGUUUGAAUUCAGAUUUAGAAAUGGAUCUUAUCAAUGACUACUUAAAGAAUUUUGUGAAAACAAUGGGAAGCAGGCCUUAUUUUGCUUUCGUCAUGCAUUCUACUCUUACACAUGAUUUAGUGAACUAUGCAAGUUACACUGAUUUUCCCACAGUUAAGCUGCUAAAAGCACUCGAUGAACACGGAUCUCUAAAUAAUACACUUUUGAUAAUGUUCAGUGACCAUGGUAUACGAUAUGGGGAUCUACGAUUCACAUAUAUAGGUAAAUUCGAAGAGAGGAUGCCAUUUAUGUACAUACACAUACCCAAAUGGUUUUUAAAGCAGCAUCCAGAUAUCGAAAGAAACUUUUUCGUUAACCAAGACAGACUCAUCACACUUUUUGAUAUCCAUGCAACUUUGAAGCAUUUACUUCAUCUGGAUCAAGAUUUUAUGGAGGAUAAAGACGAAUACGGGUUGAGCCUGUUUAAUGAAAUACCUGAAACUAGGACAUGUGAAGAUGCUGAAAUACUCCAACAUUGGUGUCCUUGUACUAGUUUCGAUCCAGUACCUUUGAACAACCUGACUGUAGUAAACGCCGCAGAGGAAAUCGUUAAGCACAUUAACAAAAUGCUACUUCCUUACGCAGAUGUGUGUAGAACAUUAGAGGUCAAAGAAAUAACUGAUGCUCUACGAGGAUUGCCAAAUGAUAUAGUACUGAAAUUCAUAGGCCAAGAAGGUGUGGUCGAAAAUGCAAGGAUUGCAAUCGGCCAAGCACCUCCAACGCUUGGAGAUUAUCUAAUAACUUUGAGAACACAACCAGGGGACGCUAUGUUUGAAGGUACUGUGCGAUACGACGAGGAAAAUAAUAUCACAAGUGUAUUGGAUAUCAGUAGAAUUAAUAUGUAUGGAAAACAGUCAUGGUGCAUAGACAGUCCAAGGCUUAAGUUGUAUUGUUAUUGUAAAACUCAACUUAAAUGACAGAUAUCAUAGUAUGUGGAAAAAAUUAGCCGAUACUUAACAAUUGUAAACACUUAACUGAAUUUUAUACGAAUUUUAAAAAACUACAAAGCCUAGAAAUAAUUUUUAGUAACACAAAAAUUUGCCAGCCCUAAAAUUACUGAACUAGGAAAUCUUAUGGAAAAUGCAAAUUGAGUCGUAAUUAAUUGUAUAUUGAGUCAAGUAAAAACGAAUUAUCUUAACCACUUUCAUGAGUAUGCAUGGUGUGCUUAAGAAAGAAUGCUCUAAGUUAAGAAUGCUCUAAGUAAGAAAUUUUUAUCAAUAAUUGUUCUAAGGUUUUCAAUGUGUUAAUACUAGAAUCCCCCACCUUUUAAUUUUUAAGCGACGGACUUGUCCAGAUAAAAUUUCUCUUAACGCUGCAGAAAGUUCUUCUGGCAUACAUGGUAUUAGUUUUAUGCUCUCUCAAAACGAUUUGCAUGGAAGCAUUGAAAAGUUAACUCUGGAAACUAAAUUCCUUUCCUAGUAAUUGGUAGAAAUUCGGUUUUCAGUGUUUGGUUUAGUACUUUUCCUUUUAUAUAGAUCUCAGAAAACAAUUUUAAUUCUUUUGACUCAACAUAACAUAUAAUACUUAUAGAUUGUUUAUUAUUAUUAUUUUGUAAAUCAGACUAAUACUUAUCCUUUACUGCCAGCAUUUAAAUUAUUUGUUUUCAAACAUUAUAAAUAUUUACGUUGUAGUAAAUUGUCAUCAUAUUAGUGAUGAAAUGCUGCUAUAUAUUUUCAACGUAGGAAAUAAAUUUUAAAUAAUAUUA
This is a messenger RNA of Parasteatoda tepidariorum (common house spider), 4002 nucleotides long. The record is from RefSeq and is a predicted model, not a curated record. Lineage: Eukaryota; Metazoa; Arthropoda; Arachnida; Araneae; Theridiidae.